CACGACAGUGUAUAGUAGUAUUUGAUAUGAUAAUGUUGCGCGGUGUUUUUGUGCUUCUUUUGUUUCUUUGUCAACCGUCUAUAGCCAUAGUUAUUAAGGCUUACAAAGCAAACCCGCUUCACGACGACAAACUGUUUAAUGAUUCCCUUUUACUGGAGGUUCCUUCUAGCAGCCUCGGUAACUGUAACUCUAUUUGUGGCCCGAAUUGUAUAUAUUUUGGAUUCAACUUUAAACAGGAAAAAUGUCGGGUUCAUUAUACCACCGAACUAACCAAUGCUGAGAUGGAGGCAGAGUGGAGAUACUAUGCUCCUUAUGAACCAAAUUAUAAAUCAAAAGACUGCUUAGGGGUUUUUAGAACUGGACAGAACCGUUCUGGUGUUUUUAGAAUUUACCCAGCAGGGGGCGUUAGCACUGACGUCAUCUGCGACAUGGAAACAAUGGGAGGAGGAUGGACGGUUAUUCAAAAUCGAUUUAAUGGAUCUGAGAAUUUCAAUAGAAACUGGAAUGAUUACAAAAGUGGAUUUGGUUCGACUCCAGGCGAAUACUGGAUUGGAAAUGAUGUGAUUCACGAAAUGACAAAAGCAAACACUAGCUCGUUGUACGUCACACUAACUCUCACAAACGGAACAACCUUGUUUGAACUCUACGAAGCGUUCUCAAUUGCGAGUGAACUGGACAAUUAUAGACUAUUUAUUGGGGGACAGGCCUCUGGAACUCUCGGUAUGUUUUACUUUAAAUAA
Magallana angulata is the source of this 740-nucleotide messenger RNA. Its product is annotated as fibroleukin-like. Bases 27 to 740 code for a protein of 237 amino acids. The transcript has 4 exons. The record is from RefSeq and is a predicted model, not a curated record. Lineage: Eukaryota; Metazoa; Mollusca; Bivalvia; Ostreida; Ostreidae.